AUGGCGGCGGUCUCGCUCUGCCAGUCUGUGGCGAGUAUUGUGUGCGGCCAGCCGUCCGCCGCGCACGUCCUUGCUGUGGCGCUUGGUGCUGCAGCGGGCGGCGCAUCGCGCCAAACGGCGGCGGCGAUGGUGUCUGCCGCUAUCCGGACAUCCUGCGACGGCGUCGACGGCCUCCAGCAGGAGGUCGCAGCCAGGCUGGCCAUGGUGGAGCCAGCCCUCACGGAGCUGGUUAAGGCGGGACCCACAGGUGAGGCCGAUAUCAGCGGGGACAUGAAGGCCAUGCGCAACGCCGGCCUACACGUAGACAUGGGCUGCGGCGCAGAUGACCUCCCGCAGACGGGCCGCGAGGCCAAGCGGAGGCAGCGCGGCGGCCGCAAGGCCAAGGAGAGCCUCAAGAUUGACGGGUCGCAGUGCUACAAGGGCGCCGAUGCGGGCCCCGCCCCCCCCAGCGAGGACAAGGUCAAGGGCGGCGCCGGUGGGGAGGGGUGGGGGCCGCGGCCCGAGGAAGCAGACCUGUCGGAGACGGUGGACGACAUGACGGAUCUGGCGAGCGAGGCCGUGAGCUCGUCGGAGAUCGGCAUGGCGCUGGAGGAGCAUGUCAAGUGCGCCUCCGACUGCAAGACCAUCGACACUAAGGGGAUGGUGUCGGUCAUGAGCUACGGGGGCGCGCUGGACGAAGUGGACGACACGCAGUACUUGCCGAAGCCUGUGGCGGAGCAGAUCGGGGAGGAGACGCUGGAGGACAUCGACCUCGUCCCCAGCGGCACGGCCACCGAGGGGAAAGUGCUGGUCGCCGACAUCAGCAACGGAGACACCGAGGGCGAGGAUGACCUGGGCCUUCGCAAAGCCAAGCACGAGUGGGAGCUGCAGAGGGCGUCGGUCUUCGCUGGCGUCUCGAACGAGGAGCUGUACGAGAAGUUCCUCGACUGGAGGGACCAGCACAAGUCCAUCAAGAUGGAAGAGCUGGUCAAAAGCGGCCUCGCACUCGCGGAGUUCUCUCGGAAGCUCAAGGAGUGGGAGGACAACUUCAAGGUGGAGGUGGGCGACGCGGUCCUGUGGAAUGGGACCCUCCAGGGCACGGUGCGCUUCGUCGGCCCGACGAAGUUCGCGCCUGGCCUGUGGGUGGGCGUGGAGCUUCGCACCGCGGACGGGCUGCACGACGGCACCGUCAUGGGCGUAUCCUAUUUCGACUGCGCUGCCCUGCGGGGCGUCAUGUGCCACCCGUGCCAGCUCGUGCCUGUUGGCGUCGCCCGGGCUCUCGACUUCAUCCCGGACUGA
Prorocentrum cordatum is the source of this 1278-nucleotide messenger RNA. The record is from the annotation of a GenBank genome assembly. NCBI's taxonomy places the organism in Eukaryota, Dinophyceae, Prorocentrales, Prorocentraceae.